Piliocolobus tephrosceles (Ugandan red Colobus) is the source of this 255-nucleotide messenger RNA. Its product is annotated as tachykinin-4-like. Gene Ontology annotation, biological process: positive regulation of cytosolic calcium ion concentration; inflammatory response; tachykinin receptor signaling pathway. The record is from RefSeq and is a predicted model, not a curated record. Bases 1 to 255 code for a protein of 84 amino acids. The transcript has 2 exons. Lineage: Eukaryota; Metazoa; Chordata; Mammalia; Primates; Cercopithecidae. Gene Ontology annotation, molecular function: substance P receptor binding.
AUGCUGCCUUGCCUCGCCCUGCUUCUCCUAAUGGAGCUGUCCGUGUGCACUGUGGCAGGUGAUAGUGGAGAGGAACAGACACUCAGCACUGAAGCAGAGACCUGGAUAACUGUGGCCUUGGAAGAAGGUGCUGGCCCCAGCAUUCAGCUCCAGCUGCAGGAGGUGAAGACGGGCAAGGCAAGCCAGUUCUUUGGGCUGAUGGGGAAAAGCCUGUCCACAGAAGGCAGAGAGGAUGAGGCCCAAGGUUCAGAGUAA